Sinocyclocheilus grahami is the source of this 582-nucleotide messenger RNA. RefSeq names its product endophilin-A3-like. Bases 70 to 501 code for a protein of 143 amino acids. The transcript is spliced from 3 exons. The record is from RefSeq and is a predicted model, not a curated record. Gene Ontology annotation, molecular function: protein binding. NCBI's taxonomy places the organism in Eukaryota, Metazoa, Chordata, Actinopteri, Cypriniformes, Cyprinidae. Gene Ontology annotation, cellular component: cytoplasm.
UCUCUCUGUUUCUAGUUAUUGAGUGAGAAGAUAAGCGGUGCAGAAGGGACAAAGCUUGAUGAAGACUUCAUGGAAAUGGAGCGGAAAAUAGAAGUCACCAACAAGUCUGUUUUUGAACUUAUAACGAAAACAACAGAAUACCUUCAGCCAAACCCAGCAUCAAGAGCCAAACUGGGAAUGCUCAACACCGUGUCUAAAAUCAGAGGGCAGGUGAAGACGACGGGUUAUCCACAGACUGAAGGGCUUUUAGGAGACUGCAUGCUGCGAUAUGGACGGGAACUGGGGGAGGAGUCCACUUUCGGUAACGUCCGCACAUACCGACAGUCAAGUGCACGCAUGCACAGACAUGAACCACAGGCAGACGGUUACGGAAAUCCCACUGCAGCGCGAAGGAAUGCUGGUCGAUCUCGAGAACUCUAUCUCUCUUUGAGUCACACAAUCUUGCACACUGUGCAUUGUGAAACGUGUUUCCUGCAAUAUUGCUGUACUUAUAGCAUUUGAACACAACUCUGACACCUUGUGGUGCUUUGUUGAUGCCAGACACAGAUGCGCACAUGCUGGUUAUUUUACAAUGGUUUCCAA